Molecule: messenger RNA, 4345 nt
Organism: Ochotona princeps (American pika)
Lineage: Eukaryota; Metazoa; Chordata; Mammalia; Lagomorpha; Ochotonidae
Gene: FCHSD1
Product: FCH and double SH3 domains 1
Exons: 21
Coding region: 232-2178 (648 amino acids)
Biological process (GO): regulation of actin filament polymerization; neuromuscular synaptic transmission
Cellular component (GO): recycling endosome; neuromuscular junction
Molecular function (GO): protein binding
Source: RefSeq, a predicted model, not a curated record
GAGAUGCAGCCGCCGCCCCGAAAAGUGAAGCCGGCCCAGGAGGUGAAGCUUCGCUUCCUGGAACAACUGAGCAUCCUUCAGACCAGGCAGCAGAGGGAGGCAGAUCUGUUGGAGGACAUCAGACCUGUUGGCAGGUGGCAGGCACUUGUACCCAGACCCUCAUCCAUGCUCAGCUCCAAGCCCGUAAAUGGCCCUUCCACGGUAGGGAGGAUCCUGCUGGGCCUCUGAGCGAUGAGAUCCUACAGCAAGCAGAGGGCAGCCAUUGAACGAGAGUAUGGGCAGGCACUCCAGAAACUGGCUGGGCCAUUCCUGAAGCGGGAAGGGCACCGGAGUGGGGACACAGACAGCAGGACAGUGUUUGGUGCCUGGCGCUGCCUGCUCGAUGCUACCGUGGCUGGGGGCCAAACCCGGCUCCAGGCGUCCGACCGAUACCGUGACCUAGCGGGGGGCACAGGGCGGAGUGCCAAGGAGCAGGUGCUUAGGAAGGGGACAGAGACCCUCCAGAGGGCACAGGCUGAGGUGCUGCAGUCUGUCCGGGAGCUGAGCCGUAGUCGGAAGCUGUAUGGGCAGCGGGAGCGUGUGUGGGCCUUGGCCCAGGAGAAGGCAGCUGAUGUCCAGGCCAGGCUGAACCGGAGUGACCAUGGCAUCUUUCACUCCCGGACCAGUCUCCAGAAACUCAGCACCAAGCUGUCUGCGCAGUCAGCCCAGUACUCCCAGCAGCUGAGAGCGGCCCGCAAUGACUACCUGCUCAAUUUGGUGGCAACCAAUGCCCACCUUGACCAUUAUUACCAGGAGGAACUGCCAGCCCUGCUCAAGGCCCUGGUCAGCGAGCUGUCAGAACACUUGCGGGACCCCCUGAUGUCGCUGAGCCGCACAGAGCUGGAAGCUGCAGAGAUGGUCGUGGAGCAAGCCCGCCAUGGAGGGCAGGCAACUGCCCAGGUAAACUGGGAGCAGGAUCUGAAGAUGUUUCUUCAGGAACCUGGAGUGUUCUCUGCCACCCCUGCCCAGCAGUUUCAGCCAGCAGGCACUGAUCAGGUGUGUGUCCUAGAGAGGGAAGGAGGAGAAAUGGCUGGGGAGAGUGGCCUGGAGAAGGAGAUACAGCGCUGGACGAGCAGAGCUGCCCGUGAUUACAAGAUCCAGAACCAUGGGCAUCGGGUGCUGCAGAGACUGGAGCAGAGGCGGCAGCAGGCCUCUGAGCGGGAGGUGCCCAGCAUAGAACAGCGGCUACAGGAAGUGAGGGAGAACAUCCGGAGGGCACAGGUGAGCCAGGUGAAGGGUGCUGCACGGCUGGCCCUCCUGCAGGGAGCUGGCCUGGAUGUGCAGUGCUGGCUGAAGCCUGCCAUGACCCAGGCACAGGAAGAGGUGGAGCAGGAGCGACGGCUCAGUGAGGCUCGGCUCUCCCAGAGGGACCUGUCCCCCACGGCAGAAGAUGCUGAACUUUCGGAUUUUGAUGAAUGCGAAGAGACAGGGGAGCUCUUUGAGGAGCCUGCCCCGCCAGUCCUGACCUCCAGGCCCCUCCCCUGCCCUGCCCACGUGGUCUUUGGCUAUCAGGCAGGGCGUGAGGAUGAGCUGACCAUCACGGAGGGUGAGUGGCUGGAGGUCAUAGAGGAGGGAGAUGCUGAUGAAUGGGUCAAGGCCCGGAACCAGCAUGGCGAGGUGGGCUUUGUUCCUGAGCGGUAUCUCAACUUCCCAGACCUUUCCCUCCCUGAGAGUGGCAGUGACAGCAAUAAUCCCUCAGGGGCAGAGCCCACAGCAUUUCUGGCCUGUGCUCUGUAUAGCUACACAGGGCAGAGCGCAGAGGAGCUAAGCUUCCCUGAAGGGGCCAUCAUCCGCCUGCUGCCCCGGGCCCAGGAUGGAGUGGAUGACGGCUUCUGGAGGGGAGAAUUUGGGGGCCAUGUUGGUGUCUUCCCCUCCCUGCUGGUGGAGGAGCUGCUUGGUCCCCCAGGGCCAUCUGAACUCUCUGAACCGGAGCAGGCACUGCCAUCACCUUCUCCUCCCAGCUUCUCUCCUCCGCCCCCUGCCUCAGCCUUGGAUGGCCCCACUGAACCCAUCCUGCCUGCAUCCCUGGAAUGCCCUGGACCACUGGACAUGACAGUGCCCCGACUCAGGCCGAUGCGUCCACCACCUCCCCCACCGGCUAAAGCCCCAGAUCCUGGCCAUCCAGAUCCCCUCACCUGAAGGCCAGGGGAAUCGCUGCACAAUGACGCUGCUGCCCGUGUCCACGCUGUCAGAGACCCACUCCCUGUAUAAUCCGCAACAACACAGCCCGAAGUUGGAAUCCCCUCACAUCCAUUCUCACCUCUGCGGUGGCCACAGUUCCUUUCCCCAGUUGUGGGGCAGAACCCCAGCUUCCCCCCAGUUGUCCUCCAGCCCUUCUGCCCACGUGCCAGCUUGUCUUAGGUGGUGAAAUACCCUGAGCCCUCCGAGGUUGGAGUCCAUUCCCCCAAAAUCUGGACUGACUGUGGCCCAUUUGUUUCCACCUUGGCUGUGACACCCAUCCCCCACCCCUCCACCAACUCUGGCAGCCAGAGAUGCUAGGGGCAGGGAUGGGGAGUGGGUCUUGGGACUCAGAAGGAGCUGGAGCCAGCAUGUGAAGCAGCUGUGAUGGUCUGAGCAGAUUUAUUGACAGUGAAUAAAUGGCACAAAGCCCAAGCCAGGGCCUGGGCCUUUUGUACCAAGAGGGCAGGGGGCCUAAGGUGCUAUUGCUUUAGGGGUCCACUCAGGGCAGGGGCCUGCUCCCACCUGCCACGUAUAGAACAAGGGGUUGGGAAAGGUGGGCCAGGCAGCCUGGUGGGCCAGGGAACUGGGAAGAGACUGAGGGGUUGGGGAGGUAUGAGACUUCUCCUGAGGUCCCCCAGCCUGAGGCCAUUCAGCUCCAAGUAGAAGCAGCACUUGUCCCUUGGCUGUGCAGUGGAGGGAAAAGCCUUUGUGCCUGCCUGCCCCCUGGCCCUUCCAGCUGGUCAUCUGUCAGAGUGUCAGAGCAGUGAACGACGAGGCUUGGGAGAGGAAGGGUAAUGGUGCUGCUCCUGUUUGGGCUCUGGCCCAGCUUUUCCCAGGGGCUGAAGGACCUACCCUGUUCCCUGGAGUAUAUGCCCACUCUACCAGCAGAGCCAGGAGUGUGCAGCAGAGGCCAAAUCUGCACUUCACCUUCGGGGGCACAAGGGCUUGUAUGGUUUCAGUAGGGGUGGGAGGAUGAGAUUACCUGACUUGGGGCUCAGGCAGACUUGACAUCACACAGCCCCUGCUCCCUGUGGCAGAGACACCUGAGCCAAGAGGUGGGGUCAGCAAUGGGAGGGGUGCUCCUAUCAAUGACCCCUUGAAAAGAGGCAAUGAGAACUGAGCCAGCUGUAGCCUUGGCCUCAUCUUCAUACCUGGCAAUCUGAGGGGUCUGGUUUGCUUGGCUGUCCAUUUACCUCUGGACUUGGCAGCCCUGGGUUUGGGCCCCUCCCUCUGGUCCCCAGUACUGGCUCUGCAGAGGCUCCAGGGUUCCCCUCAAGAUUGUAAGGGAUGAGACCACUGUCCCUGAGUCUUCCAUUCUGCACUGGGGGGCUGGCUAGAGCCUGGGGUUGUGAUACUUCGGGGGGCCGCCUCUCGAUGGCAGGUGUCCCUGCCCUGGGCUGUCCUCCCCCUGGGUCCUGCCCUCCACCAGAGCCCCAGCUCCUGUCUGGGGGGGAGCCAUCACGAUGCUCAUGUGGCCCAUAGCGCUUCUCAAUGUGUGUCACCCGGAACCUGGAGGUGGGGGGACAGAAGAGUGAGGUUUAGUGCCAGAACUCAGAAACCAUUUGGCCCUCCCCUUCAACCAUGGACAUCCUGGGUUUCAUGUUCACUUCCCUCUGGCCUAAGGCAGAAUAGGCCUUGUCAGAUUGUGGGCCAGUGACUUGCUGCAACUCUCUGUGCAGGAGGAAAGAGCCUGGGGUCCACAUUUGGGGUCAGAUAUCUGAUCACUGGGUGCCCCAGCUCAACCUCUUUUUCCCAGGGGCACCCUAUUCCUACCUGCCCACAGAGAACACGGUGGUUUCCCCAGGCCGGGGGCGGCUCUUUCCUUCCUUGGAGCGUCCCUGACGGACAAGUGGAGGCCUCUUGUUCCGGCUACAGUGGAUGCAAGGGGCGGAAGAGCCCAGGUGUACUGUGUGGUGAUGGGAGGGGGCUCCAUCUUGCAGGCUGGAGGUGGCAUCCACACUGAACGGCAAGGGAGGGACAGGGCAGGAUGACAGUUGCACUUCCCUGCCUGUUCCGUUUUCUAGUCUCUUCAGCACAUCCUCAAGACCCCCCAAGAGCCCCAUUUCCCUCAGGACCCAAUGUUCCUUCUUGCUUUUAUCUAAUAAACCCAUUAUGGAGAUGUCAA